This is a messenger RNA of Paramormyrops kingsleyae, 2978 nucleotides long. Its product is annotated as NLR family CARD domain-containing protein 3-like. Lineage: Eukaryota; Metazoa; Chordata; Actinopteri; Osteoglossiformes; Mormyridae. The record is from RefSeq and is a predicted model, not a curated record. Gene Ontology annotation, molecular function: protein binding.
CAUUAUUUUUUUCAUGUGAACACUGCUUGUAUUACUGCAAAUGUUUUUUUUGAUAUUUGAUGUUAUUUGAUAUUUAUAACUGGCAUGAGGUGUAUCACAGUUUAUGCAAGGUUUUAUAAAUGAAAUAUUUCCCAUCCUGCAAAAAAUUUACAAACAUUUUUUUAAAUAAAUAAACCCCCAGCACCCUAUACUUUUGUUUUCAGAUUUGUUACUUGCUACAGACUAGAAGCUCGACUGCUGGUAUAACGUCUAAUGGAAAUAUUUCUAUGUGCAUAGAGCCCAUUCCAAACUGAGAACAGCUAUCAGCCACUGGGGACCUAAAGACAAGAGCAAGAGUCAGACUGUGCUAUACACCCAUAAUCACCUAAGCGAUGGCUCACCAUUUCGAUGAAGAGAUCCAGACGUCACUCGCGGUCCUCUUGCUGGACUAUUUGAAGGAGCUCAGUGAUGAAGAGCAGAAGGAGUUUAAAUGGAACCUGAGUCACACAGGGUUAAAGCCCAUUCCCAGGGGGCAGGUGAUGCACUUGGAUAAAAUGGACGUCAUUGACAUGAUGAUAAGUUCUUAUUCUGAAGAAGGUGCUCUCAAAGUCACGCUUGAAAUAUUGAAGAAGAUGAACCUGAAUGACCUUGCUCAGAGAUUGAAAAAAGACAUGCGGAAGUGCAGCCAAGCAGGAAGUGAGCUGUGUGGUACAUUGCAGAAAAGGGAACUCAUGCCGCAAUGUCAGCGGAGAAUAAAGUGUAACCUGAAGGAGAAAUUUGAGCGUGUAUUUGAAGGGAAAGCUAAGGAAGGACAGCCAACACUUCUCAAUGAGAUUUACACAGAACUCUACAUAACUGAAGGUGGGACUGGAGGAGUCAAUGAUGAACAUGAAGUGACACAGAUUGAAACAGCAUCCAAGAAAAGGUUAACAGAAGAUACUACAGUCAAGUGCAAUGAUAUAUUUAAACCCUUAAGUGGACGCGUGGCACCUAUCAGAACUGUACUCACAAAAGGGGUUGCAGGUAUCGGGAAAACAGUCUCUGUAGAGAAAUUUAUUCUAGAUUGGGCUGAAGAAAAAGCAAACCAGCAUGUUCACUUCAUAUUUGCUCUUCCUUUCCGGGAUUUGAAUUUGAUUAAAGAUCAGCAUAGUCUGAUUGAACUGCUUUGCCACUUUGUUCCAGAUUUGAAAACAUUUGAACCCAAUGAACUGUGUAGGUACAAAAUCUUGUUUAUCUUUGAUGGUCUGGAUGAGUGUCGCCUUCCUCUAGAUUUUCAGAACAAUGAGAGUUGGUUUGAUGUAACCAAGAAAACAUCACUGGAUGUGCUGUUCACUAACCUCAUUACCGGGAAUCUGCUUCCAUCUGCUCUCCUCUGGAUAACCUCUCGACCAGCAGCAGCCAAUCAGAUUCCUCCUGAGUGCAUCCACCAGGUGACAGAGAUACGAGGAUUCAAUGAUUCCCAAAAGGAGGAGUAUUUCAGGAAGAGAUUUAGUGAUCAGAACCUGGCUUGCAGGAUUAUCACACAUGUGAAAUCAUCAAGGGCUCUCUUCAUCAUGUGCCAUAUACCAGUGUUCUGUUGGAUUUCAGCCAUUGUUCUUGAGAGGCUUUUUACUGAGACUGACAGUGGAGACAUUCCAAAGACUCUAACUGAAAUGUACACACACUUCCUAAUCUUUCAGACCAGUUUAAAAAAUGACAAGUAUAGGCUCCAGACCCCCGUAACACUGAAUAGGGCAGUCUGGUACAGAAAAUGGAUGGAUGGAUGCAUGAAAAACUAUGAAACCAGAUUUAAUAAACAUUCUAAAUCUGGCAAGAAAUUCCUUUUAAAACUUGGUAAACUGGCUUUUCACAACCUUAAGAAAGGCAAUCUCAUAUUUUAUGAGCAAGAUCUGACAGAGAAUGACAUUGAUGUCACUGAAGCUUCAGUUCACUCUGGAGUGUGCACAGAAGUCUUCAAAGAGGAAUUUGGGUUGUAUCAGGACAAGGUGUACUGCUUUGUGCAUCUGAGCAUUCAGGAGUAUCUUGCUGCUUUAUAUGUGUUUCUAUCAAACUCAUCAGCUGACCUGCUGAAGACUGCAGUGGAUGAGGCAUUAGAGAGCAAGAAUGGACACUUGGACCUCUACCUCCGCUUCCUCCUUGGCCUCUCAACAAACUCCAGUAAGACUCUGAUACAAAGGCUAAUGGCACAGAAAAGAACCAGAUCACGUGACAUUAAUGAGUCAAUCCAAUAUAUCAAGAAGAAAAUACAAGAAAAUUUGUCACCAGAAAGGACUAUUAACCUGUUCCACUGUCUGAAUGAACUGGGUGACAAUUCUCUAGUAGAAGAGGUACAAAGAUACCUGAAUUCAGGAAGUCUUUCAGCAAAAGACCUCACACCUGCACAGUAUUCAGCUCUGGCCUUUGUGUUACUGAUGUCAGAUGAGGAGCUGGAUGUGUUUGAUCUGAAGAAAUUCAUCACAUCAGAUGAAGGUCGCCAGAGGCUGCUGCCUGUGAUCAAGAAUUCUAGGACAGCUCUGCUGAACAGCUGUAAUCUCACAGAGAAAUGCUGUGAGGCAUUGGCUUCAGCCCUCAGAUCAAACUCCCCACCCCUGAGAGAGCUGGACCUGAGUGACAAUGACCUGCAGGAUUUAGGAGUACAGCUGCUCUCUGCUGGACUGGGGGAUUCACACUGUAACCUGGAGAUACUUAGGCUGUCAGGCUGUAGAGUCACAGAGAAAGGCUGUUCUUCCUUGGCUUCAGCUCUGAAGUCAAACGCCUCACAUCUGAAAGAGCUGGAUCUGAGCUACAAUCACCCAGGAGACUCAGGAGUGAAGCUACUCUCUGCUGUACUGGAGACUUCCAGCUGUAGACUGGAGAAACUGAAGGUGGACCGGUGUGAACUCACAGAGAAAUGCUGUGAGGCACUGGCUUCAGCUCUCAGAUCAAGAUCCUUGUACCUGAGAGAGCUGGACCUGAGUGACAAUGACCUGCAGGAUUCUGGAGUGAAGCUGCUCUCUGCA